UACGUUUGCGAAAAAUAUGAUCGACACGAACUUAAACCCGUAAGGAUGGAUUAUCUACACGAAAACGAUCCUUCCCAGUGGUCACUAGUGAAUUUUUUAGAAUGGAGAGUCAAGAGCGGCGGCGUGUUAGAAACUUGCGAAUUUAAGUCUUCGCUCCGAAAUAUUGUCAAUGAUAACGAGGAAGACACAAUCUGCAUACAUAAAGCGAAUUAA
Molecule: messenger RNA, 213 nt
Organism: Acaulospora colombiana
Lineage: Eukaryota; Fungi; Glomeromycota; Glomeromycetes; Diversisporales; Acaulosporaceae
Source: the annotation of a GenBank genome assembly